Molecule: messenger RNA, 1989 nt
Organism: Fusarium falciforme
Lineage: Eukaryota; Fungi; Ascomycota; Sordariomycetes; Hypocreales; Nectriaceae
Product: Zn(2)-C6 fungal-type domain-containing protein
Exons: 2
Coding region: 1-1989 (662 amino acids)
Biological process (GO): positive regulation of transcription by RNA polymerase II
Cellular component (GO): nucleus
Molecular function (GO): zinc ion binding; DNA-binding transcription factor activity, RNA polymerase II-specific; transcription cis-regulatory region binding
Source: RefSeq, a predicted model, not a curated record
AUGGCCUCUCAGAAGUCACGGAGGAAGCCUGAUGCUGGACGCUCCAGGUCGGGAUGCAUAAAUUGCAAGGCCAAGCGCGUCAAAUGCGACGAGACAAAGCCAAACUGCAAAGCGUGCAUUUCGCGAGGUGACACAUGUGGUGGUUACCCCAAAGUCUUCAGGUGGUCCACCAAACACGAGAAACCGCCGAGAGGCAAGCAUCAGCCUCCUGCGCAACCUUCUUCGGCCUCAGUUCUUACUCCCAACUUCCACCCUGGUACGAUCGACUGGGAAUCCUCAACGGAAUCCGGAGGCGACUGGAUGCAGCCACUUCAGGACUGGAAUACGAACUUUUUCGGCCCAUCUGACGAUGCCGCGUGGGAGACUUUCAUCUCUCAACCCAGCAUCAAUGAACUCGUUAGAGAUAUCCAGUGGUGCACUGAUUCACCUAGCUUUGCCAAUGCCACCGAUGGCUCAUCUUCAACCAACGUCCUCGGUGGUGUGGAAGGGGUGAAUACUUUUGACAAUCUAUCUCGAGGCAGCUCAGACUUGGGUCUCUCGCCUCCUCGACUAGGACUCGAGGAUACUGGCGUCCCCCCCACCAUCGUACACGUUCCAACUUCCCUCAUUGAGUACUGGUUCCACGAGGUCUGCACGAUCUGGUCCCAAUACGAUUCCGACAAAAACUUCAAUCGCAUAAUAGCCGCCGCCCUUUGGUCUAGCUCCGAAGCUGUUACUAUCAGUCUUGAAAGCAUGUCAGCAGCCUACCUCUCGUCAAAAGUACCCCAUAUGAGACAGACGUCAGUGUCCCUAAUGAAAUCUGCCACAAGAAUCAUCAAGGCCGAGCUUCUUAGCUUCCAGCACUCAGACCAGUUCACCUCAGUCCCCACAGGCCUUCUCUUUGCUCUGCUCUGCAUAGGCACUAGCGUCUGCUGGCUCUACCCAGAUCACCUAGGAAUCCCUUACUUACGAGAGGCUAAAGGUCUUCUGCAUCAAAUAAACAGGCAGAAACGAAGCAUGUGCGAGAAGGACCACAAGCUCUUGCAUACCUUCAACAAGAGUUGGACCUACUGUGAUAUGCUCUUAUCCGUGGUCGCCGGGAGUGGCCCGCGAAGUAUAAGCGAAAUGGACAGUGUCGACGACAUCAGCGCCGAUGGUUACCCAACUGCCGAAGAAGCUCAGUCGGACAUCGAUCAGGAACCACCUCAUCCUUGGACCGGCGUCUCAACUACAAUCUCAAAACUAUUCACUCGAACGAUGAAGCUUUGUCACAACUUUCACUUCAACCUUAAGCAACACAGUACAGUCACGGCACAUAAUUUAACUACUGCUUUAAAUCUCAUUGAGGAGGCAAAGGCCAUCGAAGAGCGGUUGGUACGUCUGGACUUUGAAAUCUCUCAUCCGGUGGGAGAGACCGGAGAUCAGAGAACGCCAUGCGGACAUCUGGUUAAUAUAGCGGAAGCGUACCGGCUAGCAGGGCUAUUGCAUCUCUAUCAGACCUUUCCAGACUUGGUCAUGCGACGGUUACCCAAUAGCAUCCUGACAGGUCAGCGAAAUACCGGGACAGCCGGGGACGAGUUGAUCAUUCCCCUUGGUCUACGUCUCGUCAAGAUUUUGAAGCAGCUCCCUCCAGACUCCGGCAGCAGGAUGACCCAGCCUCUCCUCUGCAUCACCGCCAGUAUAGGGCUCCGAUUCACCUCUUCAAACGCUACCCCGACCAUUGAAGCCUGCGAUAUGUCAGAGUACAUCAGCCAUCUCUGCCGGGCAGACAAAGAUACUGAGCAACCGAGUUCUGUAACCAGGUCAGAAUUAGAGAUUGGCAAUGCACGGCAGUUUAUUCUAUGUCGGCUCAAUGCCCUCGAAAUGGCCCUCCCGCCUCGGCCAGUUGUCGUGGCGAGAAACCUUGUAAAGUCUAUUUGGAACGCAUAUGAUAAUGAUCGGACUGGCGUUAACAGAGUUCAUUGGAUUGAUAUUAUGGAGAGGCAAGGCUUGCGGUCCUUAUUUGGAUAA